Molecule: messenger RNA, 2222 nt
Organism: Gadus morhua (Atlantic cod)
Lineage: Eukaryota; Metazoa; Chordata; Actinopteri; Gadiformes; Gadidae
Exons: 8
Coding region: 72-1520 (482 amino acids)
Molecular function (GO): protein binding
Source: RefSeq, a predicted model, not a curated record
UGUUUUCCUAGUUGAUAUAGCAGCGCUGAAGCCUGAUAGCAGAAGCAGUUGAAGUUGUCCAGAGAGUAACCAUGGCCACCAGCAAUAAACUGGACUCUGGAUCCUCUACGGGAGCUGAGGACAUGUCUUUGGACCGGGAGCAGACCAAAAAGAGAAGAUCUGGUCUACGGUCAUACGUUGUCACUCUGAGCUUCGUACUGCUGUGUAUUCUCGUAACCUCUGUGCGCUAUGACUCUGUGACACCUCGGAAGGGGGGGAGAGAGCACUUAAUGAAUGAACUUGUUGAUUGGACACGAAUCGGCUGGAUUUAUUUCCACAAGAGUUUCUACCUUAUCUCUACUACUAAGAGAAACUGGGCGGCCAGUCGAGACUACUGUCUGCAGAGAAAUGCAGACCUGGUAGUUAUUAACAGCAGAAAAGAACAGGAGUUUAUUAGCAGAUUUAAGGGUCGUUCCUGGAUUGGACUGAGUAAGAAAGAUACAAAUGGGAACUUCAAGUGGGUGGAUGAUACCAACAUGACUUCAAGUUGGGUACGCAAUAAAACACAUCUUGACGCUCCAGCAAAAGACUGUGUAGAAUGGGGUACUAGCUUGUCUGAAGGACCGUGUGACCAACUGCAACACUGGGUCUGUGAGAGGGUCAUAGACCUGGAUCAUCUGGAAGCUGAGCUGAACGAAGCGGCAAUGCCCACGAUGGUGGAGGCCCCCAUCUUCGCAGAGUUCCGCUCCUCGAGCAAGGUGUGCCCGUGGCCAAACGGCCCGCUUCAGCUGCGAUGCUGGCGGCACACCGGAUCCCACAAUCCAGUGGCUCCACAACGCAGGCCCCUGGAGAGGGACGGCACAGACGACCAAUCAGAGGCCUGGCUGGAGAGGGGGUUCCUCUUUGUCAGAGGGGUGAGCUCUGGCGUGACCACGGUCUGCUGCAUGGCGAGCAACAGCGCUGGCACGGCCAAUCGCACCGCUGAGCUGCUUGUCUUUGAUGCCUGUGAACUCCCACUGGACCCAAAAACAGCCAACAAAGAACUCUCUCUGUCUGAGGACAACAGAACGGUGAAGCGGGUUGCAGGGAACCAGUCGUAUCCUGAUCUCCCAGAAAGAUUUGACACCUUGCCCCAGGUGUUGUGUCGAGAGGGUCUGACUGGCUGCUGUUACUGGGAGGUAGAGAGAAACGGAAGUGUUGGUAUAGGAGUGACCUACAGAGGAAUCACAAGGAAAGGAGGGGGUAAUGAUAGCAAGCUUGGAGGGAACAACAAGUCCUGGCUUCUUGAUUGUCUCAAUGAUCGUUACACUGCCCAGUACAACGGUAGUACAACUGACAUAGUUCUCGACCCCUCUGACUCUAACAGAGUAGGAGUGUAUCUGGACCGGCCUGCUGGCUCUCUGUCCUUCUUCAGAGUGUCCCCAGAUGUAAGAGGGUUAGACAUACUGACACACAUCCACACCUUCCAUUCCACCUUCACCAAGGAGGACCUCCUCCCUGGGUUUAGGCUGGAUGUUGAUGCCGCAGUGUCUCUGUUGUAGCCACACACAGACACAGACAAAGACAAACACAUCUAAGAAAACACACACACACACACUUCACCUCUCAAUCUUCUGCUGCUCUCUCUCUCCAUCUUCUGCUGCAUUCUUUCUGUCCCUCUCUCAAUCUCCUGCUGUUAAAUAUUUCAGUUUUUUGCUUGAUUCUUAUACAUCCUCAACUAUACUCCAAAUGCUACAUUUUAUUUGGCAUCGGAAAGGUUUGCAUGAUAAACCACGACGGGAAGAGACUUUUAAGAUAUUCCAUGGGGUUAACUAUACAGGUUAUACAAAGAUGUAAUUUACAAUGUAAAAUGUAUUUUUUUUGAUUUAUAAACCUGUAAAAAUAUCAAAUGUCAAAAUGUCUUACAAUAUUUUGUAUAUUUUCCGACAUAUCCAGUUUUGUACUAGGGGCCUCUGAAAUUUUUAUUUUGACAUGCCUAACAUGGAACCUGACUUAAAGCAGAUUGUAUAUUGUAUUGACAAUGCAAGGGGUCUUUAAUGACUUGAAACCAAAUAAUGAUUCCUUGUGUUAUUUUGGCAACAACACGGCAGUAGAACAUAUUCAGUUAUUAAACAUGUUUGCACACCUUUUUAUGAUUUGAAAUGUCUGCUACUUCUAUUAUUUUAGUCCUAUGGUUUAUUGUGUACAUGUAAGGGAAAACUUUUCUGUUGUACUUGUUAAUAAAGCAUAUGAUGAUAAAGAAG